AUGGCAAGCUUCCGUACUGGUACUGCUGCACUACUUCUGGGCCUCUGCUGCCUUGGAACUUUGGCAUCGCCUCUGACUCUGACCGCUCGUGGAAUUCGACAUGCCUCAGCCCAAGAUAUAGAAGCACUGGCCCCAUUUACCCAGUUUGCGCGCGCAGCCUAUUGCCCCAAACAUAAGCUGCAUGGAUGGAACUGUGGCGAGGCUUGUGCUGCCAUUCCUGAUUUCAAGCCAACCUUGGUGGACGGGGAUGGAAAUCUUGUCCAAGAUUAUUUCGUCGGUUUUUGGCCUGAAAAAUUAGCUGUCGUCGUUACACAUCAAGGAACCGAUCCUACCAAGAUGUUUGCGCUCAUGACCGACCUCAAUAUCGUCAAAGGACCUCUCCAGUCGGCGUUGUUUCCAGGAGUCCCAUCCAAUGUUCGCGUUCACUACGGUUUUCAACUUGAACAUGCGAAGACUGCCAAACAAAUCAAGGAAGAGGUGUUGAAGCUCAUGGAAACGCACAACGUGUCUGAGAUUUACACCGUUGGUCACUCUCUUGGAGGGGCCUUGGCUCUUCUUGAUGGCCUAUUUCUUACGCUUCAAAUUCCCUAUGCGUCAAUUAAGACCGUCAUCUACGGCGCCCCUCGCGUUGGCAACGAAGCCUUUGCGCGUUUCAUCGAUCAAAUGGUCCCGGACUUGACUCGUGUAAAUAACCAGAGAGGUAAGAAUACGGUCAUAGUCGAUCGGGAGUUGGCGUACCAAUGGCCACUAGAUCCGAUUCCAGUCCUUCCACCGAGAUGGCCUCUGGGGUUUAAGCACCCCGAAGGUGAGUUGCAUCUCACCGGGUCAGGUUCUGCUGUUUACUGCGAUGGCGAAGACAAUGAUCUCGACGUCGCGUGCCAGGACAGAACCGUACACGAACCCAUCAUACUUACGGGCAACCUAUUCGAUCAUGUAAAGUGGUUUCACCAGUAUGGAGGGUUUUGA
Molecule: messenger RNA, 966 nt
Organism: Marasmius oreades (fairy-ring Marasmius)
Lineage: Eukaryota; Fungi; Basidiomycota; Agaricomycetes; Agaricales; Marasmiaceae
Exons: 8
Coding region: 1-966 (321 amino acids)
Biological process (GO): lipid metabolic process
Source: RefSeq, a predicted model, not a curated record